This is a messenger RNA of Phaethon lepturus (White-tailed tropicbird), 806 nucleotides long. It is a transcript of the gene TATDN3, whose product is annotated as TatD DNase domain containing 3. The annotation marks the transcript as partial. Gene Ontology annotation, molecular function: hydrolase activity, acting on ester bonds. The transcript has 7 exons. The record is from RefSeq and is a predicted model, not a curated record. NCBI's taxonomy places the organism in Eukaryota, Metazoa, Chordata, Aves, Phaethontiformes, Phaethontidae.
GCUGGCUUUUCUUUUUGACUUUAAACUUGAUUUUUCUGUUGUCUGUCGUACUUCUGAUACCUGUUCCGUGUCCAGAUUCCCAGGGUUUGUUUUGCCGUGCCUGGGGGUGCACCCAGUCCAAGAGGUUUCGCCAGAGGAGCAGCGCAGCGUUACUCUGAAGGAUCUGGAUGCUGCAUUGCCGCUUAUAGAACUCUACAAAGAUAAAUUGGUGGGGAUCGGAGAAGUUGGACUAGAUUUCACUCCCAGAUUCGCCAGCACGGAUGAACAGAAGGAAGGACAAAGACAGGUUUUGAUCAAGCAGAUUGAGUUAGCAAGAAGACUGGAUUUGCCUUUAAAUGUUCAUUCCCGCUCAGCUGGAAGACCAACCAUUAAUCUCUUAAAGGAACAAGGUGCUACAAGGGUGUUGCUCCAUGCGUUUGAUGGGAAGCCAUCUGUAGCAAUGGAAGGGGUGAAAGCCGGAUACUACUUCUCCAUUCCUCCUUCCAUUGUAAGGAGUGAACAGAAGCAGAAGCUUGUAAAACUGUUACCUCUGGAAAGUAUGUGCUUAGAAACGGACUCUCCUGCUCUGGGGCCUGAAAAACAGGUGAGAAAUGAACCAAAAAAUAUUUACAUAGCUGCAGAAUAUGUUGCCAAAAUAAAAGAAACUUCAAUUGAAGAAGUUAUAGAAGUGACUACACAGAAUGCACUGAAAGUAUUCCCCAAACUUCGGAACUUUCUUCGGAUAUAGACUUGGAAACUGAAGUGUAUGAUAUUGUGGAAACUAUUAUUUAUGGUAUAAUGAAUAAAACCAACGCGCAUCUCGUCUU